AACAUAUAAAAUUCGAAGCUCCAACAAUUGGUAGUCACAAAUUCAAGUGACAGUUUAAACAGUUGAAGCUUUAAGCGACACCAUGAAGAAUCUCGUCGUUAUAGCGCUGGCCCUUUUAUGUGCCUUUUCGCUGAUGGAAUUUUGUCAAGGUCAUGACGACGACGAGAACGGCCACAGCGAAAGGCCCGAGCAUCAUUUCGAAAAAGGCGGACCGCUUUUAGCGGGCAAUCCGCGUGUCCGACGAGCUGCUGCUCCUGAUCAACCCAAGGGUUCUGGACAGGCCGGCGGUAGAGGUAAUGGUGGACAAGGCCCGCCUCCAGGGCAGGGCCAGGGACAAGGACAAGGACAGAGACAGGGGCAGCAAGAGCAAAAUGGUGGACAACGUAACUAGGAAUAUAGUAUCACCUGUAUGAAACCGUUGAGCGGUAAUUAACAUUUAGCAGCUUUUGUAGAUUUCUAUGCAAUAAACUUUGUGUGACAA
Messenger RNA from Toxorhynchites rutilus septentrionalis, 481 nucleotides. RefSeq lists its product as uncharacterized. Bases 83 to 391 code for a protein of 102 amino acids. The record is from RefSeq and is a predicted model, not a curated record. The transcript is spliced from 2 exons. NCBI's taxonomy places the organism in Eukaryota, Metazoa, Arthropoda, Insecta, Diptera, Culicidae.